Messenger RNA from Peromyscus eremicus (cactus mouse), 2580 nucleotides. RefSeq names its product growth arrest specific 6 (gene Gas6). Gene Ontology annotation, molecular function: calcium ion binding. Lineage: Eukaryota; Metazoa; Chordata; Mammalia; Rodentia; Cricetidae. The transcript is spliced from 15 exons. The coding region runs from base 170 to 2194 and encodes 674 amino acids. Gene Ontology annotation, cellular component: extracellular region. The record is from RefSeq and is a predicted model, not a curated record.
GCAGCGAGCGCCGGGUGCGGCGCUGCGCCGCCGCCGGGAUGUGACCUUCACCGCCGCCUGGCCAGGAUGACCGGAGCCCCUGUCUCGCGGCGUCCGCGGCUCGCUUCAGCCUCCCGGGUGCUUUGACUGCACGUUCCCGGCUGCCGGGCUCCCCGGCCCGGGCCUCGCCAUGCCGCCACCGCCCGGGCCCGCCGCCGCCCUGGGCACUGCGCUUCUGCUGCUCCUGCUGGCCUCCGAGUCUUCCCACACUGUGCUGCUGCGGGCACGAGAAGCGGCGCAGUUCCUGCGGCCCAGGCAGCGCCGCGCCUACCAAGUCUUUGAGGAAGCCAAGCAGGGCCACCUGGAACGGGAGUGCGUGGAGGAGGUGUGCACCAAGGAGGAGGCCAGAGAGGUGUUCGAGAAUGACCCCGAGACGGACUAUUUCUAUCCAAGAUACCAAGAAUGCUUGAGGAAAUAUGGCAAGCCUGAAGAUAAAAACCCAAAUUUUGCCCCUUGCGUUCAGAACUUGCCUGACCAGUGCACCCCAAACCCUUGUGAUAGGAAGGGUUCUCAGCUCUGCCAAGACCUCAUGGGCAACUUCUUCUGCCUAUGCAAAGCUGGCUGGGAAGGCCGCCUCUGUAACAAAGAUGUCAAUGAGUGUGGCCAGAAGAACGGGGGCUGCAGCCAGGUCUGCCACAACAAGCCAGGAAGCUUCCAAUGUGCCUGCCAUAGUGGCUUCUCGCUUGCCCCAGACGGCAGGAACUGCCAAGAUGUAGACGAGUGCGCAGACGCAGACACCUGUGGGGAUGCACGCUGCAAGAACCUGCCGGGGUCCUACUCCUGCCUCUGUGACAAGGGAUACAUGUACAGCUCCCAGGAGAAGAUGUGCCAAGAUGUGGACGAGUGUCAGCAGGGACGCUGCGAACAAACCUGUGUCAACUCCCCAGGCAGCUAUACCUGCCACUGUGAUGGGCGCGGGGGCCUAAAGCUGUCCCCAGACAUGGAUACUUGCGAGGACAUCUUACCGUGUGUGCCCUUCACCAUGGCCAAGAGCGUGAAGUCCUUGUACCUGGGCCGCAUGUUCAGCGGCACCCCAGUGAUCAGACUACGCUUUAAGAGGCUUCAGCCCACCAGGCUGCUGGCUGAGUUUGACUUCCGAACUUUUGAUCCUGAAGGAGUCCUCUUCUUCGCUGGCGGCCGUUCAGAUAGCACAUGGAUCGUCCUGGGGCUGCGGGCUGGGCGGCUUGAGUUGCAGCUGCGGUACAACGGUGUUGGGAGGAUCACCAGCAGCGGGCCCAUUAUCAACCAUGGCAUGUGGCAGACGAUCUCUGUGGAGGAGCUGGAACGCAACCUUGUAAUCAAGGUCAACAAAGAUGCCGUGAUGAAGAUUGCCGUGGCUGGUGAGCUCUUCCAGCUGGAGAGAGGCCUGUAUCACCUGAAUCUCACCGUCGGUGGCAUUCCCUUUAAGGAGCAUGACCUCGUCCAGCCCAUUAACCCUCGCCUGGACGGGUGCAUGAGGAGCUGGAACUGGCUGAAUGGGGAAGACAGCGCCAUCCAGGAAACGGUAAAGGCAAACACCAAGAUGCAGUGCUUCUCUGUGACCGAGAGGGGCUCCUUCUUCCCUGGGGGUGCAUCCGCCUUCUACAGCCUCAACUACACCCGGACAUCACUGGAUGUCGGCACGGAGACCACCUGGGAAGUAGAAAUUGUGGCCCGGAUUCGCCCUGCCACUGACACGGGGGUGCUGCUAGCACUGGUGGGUGACAACCACGUCGUCCCCCUCUCUGUGGCCCUGGUCGACUACCACUCUACAAAGAAGCUCAAGAAACAGCUGGUGGUCCUGGCAGUGGAGGACGUUGCCCUGGCAUUGAUGGAAAUCAAAGUGUGCGACAGCCAGGAACACGUAGUCACUGUCUCCCUUCGGGACGAUGAGGCCACCCUGGAAGUGGACGGUACCAAGGGCCAGAGUGAAGUGAGUGCUGCCCAGCUACAGGAGAGACUGGACACACUAGGGAAACAUCUGCAAGGCACUGUACUCACCUUUGUUGGAGGCCUGCCAGAUGUUCCAGUCACUUCUGCACCUGUCACAGCAUUCUACCGGGGAUGCAUGACCCUGGAGGUAAACCAGAAGACCCUGGACCUGGAUGAGGCCUCCUACAAGCACAGUGACAUCACCUCACACUCCUGCCCGCCUGUGGAACAUGCCACACUCUAGAUCAAGCUGCUCUAGUACCCAUGCACAAGAGGCCUUUGCACCUUCCUGCAGACAAAGGGGAGCAGAGGUAUGGACACACAGCACUGGCUCCUCUUGAGCAAGUCCUCCAACACUGGAGUGGGUGGGCUACUGCCCUCGUGGCUGGUUUUUCUUGAGAGAUUUCUUUGCCUUGUAACAUAUCUGUACAUAAUGGGACUGGUUUCAGGUCAGCAGCUGCUCAGAGAGCCCCUUGGCCUGGUGGGAGCUGGCUGGCGAGGGUGGGGCUGGAGGGCCAGCAGUUUGCAGCUGAGUGGAUUUGAAGAAAAUAAUUCUGUUAUUUUUAUUACCACAUGCUUCUUUCUGAUUCUGAAAUAUGGGAAAUAAAAUAUUUACAGAAACCUUUUUAA